AUGAAAUUAAUUUCUUUAAUUGCUCUUACUACACUCCUUGUAACUUUAGCUGAAUCCGCGCCAGCUAAAACCUGUUCAUUUACCGUUAAAGAUCUCAAAGAUGGAAAUGAACCACUUGAUACCUAUAUUGUUGUACUUCAAACACCUUCCGAUUCAAAUGAAGCUGCCAAUGUUGUAAAAAGUCAUUUUGAAAUAUUAGAAGGAUGCGCAGGCAAAUCAAUUACAAAUAUCUUUGGAUUAUCUGUCCUUGAUGGAUUGACCUUAGAUAAUCUUCGAAAUAAUCCCAAAAAUAUUUUAAAUUUUAGCGUCAAAGGAUCUAGUGUAUAUUUAGGACAAUUUACCAAAAGUUUUGUCAAGGAUCAUCUAUCCAACAUGUCAGAAAUUUUAUCAAUUCGAAAAGAUAUCAGUUUAAAAAAUCUUGAUCGAGUUGAUGAAAGAGAAUUUCCGUUAGAUGGAAAAUAUCAAUCCCCAGAUGGAAAUUGCCAAGGAGCGAAUGUUUAUGUUCUUGAUACAGGAAUUAAUAUUCGUCAUGUAGAUUUUGGUGGAAGAGCCAAAUUUGCUGCUGCCUUUUGUACUGGAUGUGGAAAAGUAGACGAUAACGGUCAUGGUACAAUGGUUGCUGGAAUAGUAAGUACAAAAACAACUCUGGAAUUUGGUGUCGCCAAAUUAGUAAACCUAUUUGCCGUCAAAGUAUUAAAUGCUCAAGGUUCAGGUUUCUUAUCGCAACUUAUUAUGGGAAUAAACUAUGUUGUUAACGAGCAUGAAAAAUCUCAGAAUAAGAAAACUAUCAUCAAUAUGUCUUUAGGCUUUGGACAACGAGUAGAAGAAGCUGAUCGCGCAGUUAAGAACGCUCAUGAUAAAGGUGUUACUGUGGUGGUAGCUGCUGGAAAUGAAAAUCAAAAUACUUGCAAUGUAUCUCCAGCCGCAGCUGAAGGAGCAAUAGCUGUUGGUGCUACUGAACUUUCAAAUGAUAAAAAAGCCAACUUUUCUAAUUUCGGAAACUGCACAGAUAUAUUUGCACCUGGAAGGGAUAUAAAAUCAGCUUCGUUUAAAUCUCCUUUUGGUUCUCAAACGGCAAGUGGAACAAGUUUUUCUGCUCCUCAUGUUGCCGGUGCCGUCGCUUGUAUCAUCGCCAAGGAAGAUUUAAAACCUGACGAAGCGGCUAAAAAACUUGACGACAAUUCCACAAAAGGUGUUGUUUUAGGACUUGAUAAAGAUACUCCUAAUAAAUUUUUGUUUGUUAAAGGUUCAGGCCCAGAAAAACAAUAG
This is a messenger RNA of Funneliformis mosseae, 1269 nucleotides long. Lineage: Eukaryota; Fungi; Glomeromycota; Glomeromycetes; Glomerales; Glomeraceae. The record is from the annotation of a GenBank genome assembly.